ACAUUCUUUCGACUUAAUGUCUGGUACCCACAACUGUAAAACUGUGUUGUCAGCUCUAUAGAUAAUACAAUAAAUACCAGUCGAACACAUUACAUCAACGUCAUCCGGGUAUUUUCAUUAUCAGCGCAACCAGAACUCACUGAAGAUUCUGGUAUUCCACGGGAAGCAGAUUAACGGAAUUUUUGCUGACAUAUUUGGGAGUUGCUAGUUCCCAGGCAAAACGCCAGAUUUUCAUUACCUCAGCAAUCAUUAGUCGUAUGAAGUUUUUGCGCCUAGACAGGCCAUUGCCGUGGCACUCGAGAAGAAUUGAACCACAAGAACACAAUCGGACUAUUAGUCACUUAUUGAGUUUUAUGAAUUUCCAAAGAUUUUGUUGUCAUUUAUAUUAUACGGGGAGUGGUAAAAACAGUAUAAAAGAUUUAAUAUCAUUAUGGCUAGUAUCAACAUCAACAGCGACAUUAAUGACCCGUUCUACCGUUAUAAGAUGCCUAGGAUCAUAGCCAAGGUCGAAGGGAAAGGGAAUGGAAUUAAAACAGUUAUUGUCAACAUGCCUGAAGUUGCAAAGGCUUUAUCAAGACCACCAACAUAUACAACCAAAUUUUUUGGAUGUGAACUUGGCGCUCAAACUCAAGUUGAUUUGAAAAAUGACCGAUUCAUUGUUAAUGGCUCACAUGAUUCUCCUAGACUUCAACAACUAUUGGAUAUCUUUAUUAAGAAGUUUGUCUUGUGUCCAGAAUGUCAUAAUCCAGAAACUGUAUUGAGUGUGUCCCAGAAGAAACAGACAAUAGGUCAAAGAUGUAUUGCCUGUGGUUACAAUGGAAUGGUUGAUAUGAGACAUAAACUAACACCAUUUAUCAUCAAGAAUCCUCCAGAUAUGGAUCCAGCAGCAACUCCAACUAAAGCAAGUAAGAAAGAAAAGAAGAAGAGUAAAAAAUCUGACAAGGAUAAAGAUGAUGAUAGAGCAAGUCCAGAAGUUAAUACUCAGGAACAAAUGGCUGCUCAAAGAGCUAGUGGUGGCAUCAUCGAUGCUCCAGUAAUUAAGAAUCCCGCGGAAGAGGAUGAUGAAGAUUGGGGAGAAGACUUUAGUGAAGAUGCUGUCAAACAGAGAAUGGAGGAACUCAGUGAAGCUGCCAAGCAAAUGGCAUUUACUGAUGAUCUGGAGAAAACUAUUGAGGAAAGACUCAAUAUCUUUUAUCAUUUUGUGAAGAAUAAAAUUAACAGCAGUGAGGGUGUUGUUGGAGCUAUGAAGGAAAUCUUCAGUGAAGCAGAGAGACUAGAAGUUAAAGAUAAGGGUACCAUGGUUCUUGUUGAACUUCUAUUGAAUAACAAAAUUAUUCUUCAACUGAAACAGUAUAAACUUUUGUUUCUCAAGUUUUGUUACGAGAAUGACAAAGCCCAGAAGUACCUGCUGGGAGGAUUAGAACAGUUAGUUGGUGUCCACAAAGAUGAUUUGUUACCCAAGAUGCCACAUAUACUGAAGACAUUGUAUGAUUUUGACAUUCUUGAUGAGAAGGUCCUUAUUGAUUGGGGUGAAAAGGUUUCUAAAAAAUAUGUUGACAAAAAGUUAGCAGAAGAAAUCCACAACAAGUCUCAGCCAUUCAUCAGGUGGUUGAAAGAGGCAGAGGAAGAGGAAAGUGAUAGUGACGAAGAGGAUGAGGAUGAUGAAAAUGUAGAGGUUGUGUAUUCUCAUUCUGGUAAAGUUGGAGAAGUGAAAGAAGAAAAGAAAGUUGAACAAGAAGAAGACGACUUUGAUAUUGAUGCUAUUUAAGGAACACAACUGUGUGAUGACUUGCAAAUUGUAAAGGGAAACAACUUUAGAUAUCUUAUAACCCAAACUCUUGUAGGAUAUUUUCUUGUGUAGAUAAACAUGUAUUCAACAAAUCAAAAAUUGUAUAUUGGUCUUGAUAAACCUGAAAGAUAUAUUAUUUCUUUGUUAUUGUUAAGUGCUACAUUAAAUAGGUCUCGUACAGCCGAAAUAGUUGCUACAGUUGCUGAAUUCUUCAUUGCUUUACUAGUCUCUUGUCUGAAGCAUGUUUUUCAGAUUUAGUUUUUAAAAUAGACAAAAAUCAACAUUGAAAAAAUCAAUUCUAAAAUCAUACACUUUGACAGUCAAGUAUGCCAGGAUUGACUAUUUUAGAUCUUUUUCUCAUAUCUUGCUUUUGUGCUGCAUUGCUAAUGAUGAAUUUUUAUAAUCGGAUGUUUCAGAAUAUUUUUAAUCUGAUUGUCAGUUCUGUGUGCUCAUGUCUGUAUAUUACAAAGCAUUUGACAAUUUUAUACAUCAUCAAUGUCAAAAUACAACUUGUUUUUAAAUACCAUUGAAAUUAACAAUACAGAUCAAUAGAUUGUACUGUUGUGCUGUUAAUUCCCUUGAAAAGAUUGCAUCAAGCAAGUUGAGAAGAUAUUGUUCAUAAUUCAUUUACAUGUUUUAUCUAGCUUGGUUACAAAGCUUAAUAAAACAUAUGACAAUUAAUUUGAGGCAGUAGAAAUUUCUCAAUCUUGAUAUAAGAAUGACUUGUUCAAGUUAAAUAAAGAUUUAACUAAAAUCAUAAAUUUUCAAUGGUAUAUUGAAACCUGGUUUAAAUGUCAAAAUUACCAUUACUGAGAUGAUGUUUUUUUGUCAGUGUAUCCAUUAUUGUAAAUAGAAACAACUAAGACCUAAGAUGUUAUGGUUUUAAAUUGUUAUUUUUAAUGGUGGGAAUAUAUAAUUAUGCUUGAAUUUGAACAACAUUAAAACCACUGUACAUCUGCAUAAAAAGUGGUGAUACCAAAAAUUGAGAAACUGGAAUGAACACUUGCAUGGUUUUAGCUUCUCUUCUCUUUUCUGUUCUUUCUUUAUUUUCUAUCAAUUUCAAAAUUUAAUAAAAGUUUUUUUUCACUGAUUUAAUUAGAAAUUUUAUCUGAUCACAUAGUUAUUUUGUACAUUCCAGUUUACAUGAUAUAUCCGUUAUUAUUUGGUAAAUGGACAGAUUGAUUCAAACAUAAUUUGUUAAAUGUCUGUGAUCUGUUGUACUAACAAAAUAAACUUGUUGAUUGAA
Molecule: messenger RNA, 3035 nt
Organism: Mytilus trossulus (common blue mussel)
Lineage: Eukaryota; Metazoa; Mollusca; Bivalvia; Mytilida; Mytilidae
Product: eukaryotic translation initiation factor 5-like
Exons: 12
Coding region: 431-1768 (445 amino acids)
Biological process (GO): formation of translation preinitiation complex; translational initiation; formation of cytoplasmic translation initiation complex
Cellular component (GO): cytosol
Molecular function (GO): eukaryotic initiation factor eIF2 binding; translation initiation factor activity; GDP-dissociation inhibitor activity
Source: RefSeq, a predicted model, not a curated record